AUGCACGCUAUUCCCGCAAAAACCCGGCCUGGGGAUCUUGGGGCCGAUUGGCUGCUUUGGCAAAUUCUCGUUCCUCGAUUCCUGCGGGGUGCUCCUUGUGGGGUCAGGGCCGCAGCUAGAAGGCGUUGCCUCGGCGGCGGUGCGUGCUGGAUUUUACUUUUAUUUUUCCCCUGCGGCAACGGCACUUUUCAUUUUUAUUGGGGGAUGACGCGACCACUGUCUGGCGCCGCGACACGCCACUUCGCAAAAAACGCGGCGUCGCAGGAGCCAGUUGCCUGCGGUGUGCCCGAGGCACAACCCAAUGGGAGGGCGCGAAGAAGGCACGCGAAGGAAUUGGUGGGCCGUGCCGUGGAGUGA
This is a messenger RNA of Trypanosoma conorhini, 357 nucleotides long. RefSeq lists its product as uncharacterized. Lineage: Eukaryota; Euglenozoa; Kinetoplastea; Trypanosomatida; Trypanosomatidae. Bases 1 to 357 code for a protein of 118 amino acids. The record is from RefSeq and is a predicted model, not a curated record. The transcript has a single exon.